This is a messenger RNA of Mesorhabditis spiculigera, 459 nucleotides long. The record is from the annotation of a GenBank genome assembly. Lineage: Eukaryota; Metazoa; Nematoda; Chromadorea; Rhabditida; Rhabditidae.
AUGCCCAAUCCGCCAAUAGUCAACAGUGCCCAGCCCCGCCAAAAUGCCUGGCAGGAGAAGUACAACAACCCGCGGCUGCUGGAUAUUCGGAUGCCGUGGCCCGAGAGGAUCAUGAUGAAGAUCGUAGCCAUGGACAUCAAAAAUUUCUUCGAAGACGGCGCCGAUUCCGACGCCGAGUUGCCCCCAAAACCUGAGCAAAUAACCGGCUACCAACAGAAAAGGGACGUCAAACUGAACACCCACUGCACCGACGAGGACUUGGCGGCGGUUUUGAAGAAGAAUAUCGACGGCACAUCGCGCAAAAAGUCCAAAGAUCGCGUGGCCGAAAACCUAAAACUUUUGGACAAACAGUACGACGUGAUUUGUUCGUCGGAAGACUUUUCCUACCACAUCAACACCCAUCAAUUCUGCCAGAUGCGAAUCGGCAAUGUGAUUUGUCUCGCGUUUCCGCAUAAUUUU